Molecule: messenger RNA, 2028 nt
Organism: Heterostelium album PN500
Lineage: Eukaryota; Evosea; Eumycetozoa; Acytosteliales; Acytosteliaceae
Product: DDHD family phospholipase
Exons: 3
Coding region: 1-2028 (675 amino acids)
Cellular component (GO): cytoplasm
Molecular function (GO): glycerophospholipase activity; metal ion binding
Source: RefSeq, a predicted model, not a curated record
AUGGUUGGAGACGAAUUUUUAAUUGAUGGCAUUGGUUCAAAUGAAAAUGAUAGAAUAUUAAAUAAUAAUAAUAUUAAUAUUAAUAUUAAUGAUAAUAGUAGUAAUAACACCAAUAGUAUUGAAAAUGAAGUUAAUAAUAUAUUAAAAAAUGAUGAUGAUAAUAAUAACAACAGUUUUGAUGAUAAUAAUAAUAAUAAUAAUAACAGUGAUAAUGAUAACUUUGAAUUAAAAGAAAUACAAUCAUUGGAAAAUAGUUAUGAUGAUUUAGAGACAUCAUAUGAUAUAGACCCUGUAUUGAAAAAGAAUAUACUGGAAGCUGAUUUGAAAGAAAUGGAAAAGGAUUCAAAUCAAACUCCAAUGGUAGAUCAUUUAGUAUUCAUUGUACAUGGUGUUGGAAAUCAGCUAUCCGAAAGUAAAAUUGCUACUCUAGAACAAAAUGUUAACUUAUUGAAAAAGAAUUUCAAUAUAAUCUCUCAAAAAGUUGCAACAACAGGAAGACAAAUUAAUGUAGAAUUCAAAAUGAUUGAAUGGCAUUCAAAAAUUAGAAAAGAUAAUUUAGAUAAUGAUUUAGAAAAGAUAUCACCAAAUUCAAUUGAAAAGAUAAGAGGAUUUGUAAAUGAAACGAUCUUUGAUAUUAUGUUGUAUAUGACACCAGAGUUUCAUAAUGAAAUUAUGAAGGAAGUUAGCGGUCAGAUAAAUAGUACCUAUCAGAACUUUAUGAAUCAUCACCCAAAGUUUAGAGGUUUAGUAUCGAUAUUUGCACAUUCACUGGGUUCUGUCAUUGUUUUCGAUCUGCUUUCAAAGAAACAUGUCAAUUUCAAGAUUGAAAAUGUAUUUGCAGUUGGAUCACCACUUGGAUUGUUCCUCCGACUGAAUGGACAUCAACUUGGUAAGCUGGAUAUUGAGAAGGUCAUUCCACAGUGUUCACAUUGGCAUAAUAUAUUCUCACCGACCGAUCCUGUAGCCUAUAGAAUCGAACCCUACAUCGAUGAACGGUAUCUACAGUUGAAACCGCUAUUGAUUGAUAUCCCCGAUCCAGUUGUCGAAAAGAAGAACAAUCUAUUCAAUUCAUACAAGGAGAAGUUAGGUGGAUUUUUUGGAAGAUCAAAGACAACGACAGCAAACUCUACUUCUCCGCCCAAUGGUAGUACAACUGUUACCGCCUCAACUACUAGUAGCGCCACUGCUGUAGCUACCAAUGGUAAAACAAUAACAACCACUACUACAACCACUACUACAGCAACAGAAACAUCAAUGGCAUCACUAUCUACUUCACUGGAAAGUAACAACUCUGACAAAUCUUCUGAAUCUUCGCCACCUAUAAGAUUGGAAAUGGAAAUGGAAAUGUCAUCAAUAACAACUACCAACUCUAAAAACAGCAACAACAAAGAUGUAGAAUGCUCUACCGAAUCAUUGCUGACUUCAGCAUUGAACAAAUCACAUCCAUUGGAAUCUACACCAACUAAACUAUCACCAAAGAUGGCCACUGAAGAUUGCAAUAUUUUAAACGGCAUAGCAAAUCAGACAACAGAUAACAGCAUUAGUAACGAUCUAAAACCAAAUAAUAACAAUAAUAACGGUCAACCAAAAGAGUUUAUAAAUAGUAAUCCAAAGAGAUUCGAUUAUAUAUUGGAAGAAGGUUCAAAUAUCUGGAGAAAUGGUAUUCCUAGUUAUUUUAUUUCGAUUAUAUCACAUAUCUGCUAUUGGGAUUCAAAGAUUGUUGCAAAGUUCCUCGUUAAAUCUCUCACCUAUAAAUGGACAAAGAUAGCAGAACUCACCACAAAACAAAGACAAUCUACACUCGACAUCAAUGCACUCGUUCAAGACAACAAAGAUAGCAAUACACCAAUAAUAGGAUUCAAUAGAAUAAGUAGAUCAACCACAAAUAACAACAACAACAACAACAACAACAACAACAACAACAACAACAACAACAACAACAACAAUAGCAACAACAAUACCUUACCAAUGUCAGCUUCACUACCAAUAGAUAUAAGGCAUUCAAAAGAGAUUAAUUAUUCUUUAUAA